This is a messenger RNA of Lichtheimia ornata, 1794 nucleotides long. RefSeq lists its product as uncharacterized. The record is from RefSeq and is a predicted model, not a curated record. Gene Ontology annotation, cellular component: plasma membrane. The transcript is spliced from 13 exons. Gene Ontology annotation, molecular function: transmembrane transporter activity. Lineage: Eukaryota; Fungi; Mucoromycota; Mucoromycetes; Mucorales; Lichtheimiaceae. Gene Ontology annotation, biological process: transmembrane transport. Bases 1 to 1794 code for a protein of 597 amino acids.
AUGGAGAGCUCGGUACCCAACUUUGCAAAAGGAGUCUAUUCAGCUUUACGAGAAAGUUUCAUUCAAAGUCGAUCGGCGUACAUGCAGAUGGAGCAGGAAUCGGAAGACGAGGAUAACGGCAGAGACAUGUCACACAGCUUGUUUUAUUCUGUACAGCAACACCACGACGAAUUGGGAGACGACAGCAUUCCAUUGACAGAUUCACAUGGCUAUUCAGACCGUAGUCAACUCAUGUUUGAGAACGAAUCGACCGACGAGUCGCGGCAUGACCUUCAACAGUCCAAUGGGAAAGGCGACUCUAAAAACCGCACAAAUCCAGCGACGAUUUAUUUGGACGAAGACAGUGAUAUAGAACCACCUAUACCUACUACAGCACAUCCAGCAUCCGAAUCACUACUUCCCACAACAACUGCAUCUGCUGCGCCCACUAUACCCAAAGAGAUUACAUCAAUGAAGACCGGUCGCAAGCUACGUGAUCCAUUGUUUGCAGCAUUGUAUUGCCUAUGUAUGAUCAUCUUCCUAUUGUCGGGCUUGAUUACUCUCUUGUCUACAAACAGUCACGCAUUAGAAAGAGCCGCUCGUGGAACAAUGUUCAAGACAAUGAAGGAUAGCGCUGGUUUAAUCACCGGUAUGGCUAGCAUGUCAUUUUUCGCCGGUGCCAUAUGGAUAUCCAUUUUACGAACCUUUACCAGAGGGCUUGUAUGGGGUACCGUGGUGAUUAUUCCUUCAUCAUUACUGGGUAUAUUCCUAUGGACACUCGUUGAAUCUCGGCAGAGCAACAAUUUAGAUGGCGGCUUGACUGCUCUAUCAUUUAUGCCACUUAUCACAGCACUUGUAUACAUCAAGCUCCUUUAUAGUAGUCGCCAUCGUAUAUCCAAAACGGUUGCAAUCUUAGAGUUGGCGUGCGAUGUUUUGAGCUGCAAUCCCGGGAUCAUUGUCGCUUCAGUCCUUGUCAUGCUUAUAUUCAUUGGAUUUACUGUACUGUGGAUGAUUCUAUUCAGCCGGCUUUGGUUGCUUGGACAUGUUGCUUCCAAUGACAGCUCAUCCUUGGUUUGGAUCGUCAAUGACAACGUCUAUAUACUCGCAGCGUUUUACAUCUUUAUCUAUUUCUGGACAUCAGGAGUGCUCAUCAAUAUGCAAAGAUUUGUGUUGUCAGCUGUAACUGCACAAUGGUACUUUCAUCGUAACGAGCCUGCAAAAUCAUCUCAAGACAUCACAUGGAAAGCUGGUUUAUUGCAAGCAUCAUCGACAUCAUUGGGAACUAUUGCUCUUGGUAGCUUGGUGUUGACAAUUGUGCAAUGUCUUCAAUACGCUACACAAUGGAUACGAAAGUACUUUAAAAUGUCGUGGCCAUUUAUGACGGUGAUAUCUACGGUGUUGUCAUUCAUUGAAGGGCUCAUUAGCGAGAUCAACCAUUAUACAAUUGCGCUUGCAGGAAUUACCGGAGAAGGUUUUUACGUGUCAGCCAAAUCAAGCAGCAAGAUGUUCCGCCGAAAUCUUUUAUCCGGACUACUUGGAGAUUUGAUGACCAAACUCAUUUUAUAUGUUGGUUCCCUGGUGAUGGCUCUAUCAUCAGGUUUUGGGACGUAUAUAUUCGCGACUCACAGUCUACGAUCACCUUACGGGAUGCUAAUUGGUGUUUUGGCGUCUAUGGUGCCUUUGUAUAUGUCACGCUUCUUUUCCUAUACCAUGUCAAGCAUUGUUGAUGCGACUUUUCUUUGCUAUGCGAUCGAUCUAGACACGGGCAUGGUUCACAUGUCAGCUGCCCAUGACGUGUUUUCCGGAUUUGAGUAA